This is a messenger RNA of Brassica rapa (field mustard), 2798 nucleotides long. Its product is annotated as putative RNA polymerase II subunit B1 CTD phosphatase RPAP2 homolog. Gene Ontology annotation, cellular component: cytoplasm; nucleus. The record is from RefSeq and is a predicted model, not a curated record. Gene Ontology annotation, molecular function: RNA polymerase II CTD heptapeptide repeat phosphatase activity; RNA polymerase core enzyme binding. Lineage: Eukaryota; Viridiplantae; Streptophyta; Magnoliopsida; Brassicales; Brassicaceae.
ACACUCCUCAUAUAUGUUCAGUCGUUUCAGAUUUUCCCAAUCUCCUCCUUCUGUUCGAUUCCACUCCGACCUUACAAACAUGUCGAAGGAUCAUCAAGCAAUCGCAAUCAACGAUGCGGUUCACAAGAUCCAGCUCGCUCUCCUCAACGGCAUCACUUCACAAACCCACCUCUUCUCCGCAAGGGCCCUGAUGUCUCAAUCGGACUACGAAGACGUCGUCACGGAGCGAACCAUCGCCAAGCUCUGCGGCUACCCUCUCUGCCGAUCCCCCCUCCCUUCCGACGAUGUUUCCAGGAGAGGGAAGUACCGCGUCUCCCUGAAGGAGCACAGGGUCUACGAUGUUCGGGAGAGUAGGAAGUUCUGCUCGGGGGAGUGUCUUGUGAGCAGCCGUGCGUUUGGGAAGAGUCUGCAGGAGGUUCGUACCUCGGAGUUUGAUGUGGUGAAGCUUGGUGGGAUUGUUGGUUUGUUUGGUGGUGGUGGUGGUGGUGAUGUGGUGGAAGAGGAGGAGGGUUUGGGGUUGGGGUUGGGGAAGUUGAGUAUUUGUGAGAAGAGUGAUGUGAUGAGAGGUGGGGAGGUGGAUUUGGAGGAGUGGAUGGGUCCUUCUAGUGCUGUUGAAGGUUAUGUUCCUGUUGAUCGAAGCAGUUGCAAAUUUAAAGAUGGCAGUAAGGAGUCCAAGGCUAAGAAUAAACAAAAGAAGCAGGAGGAACCGUCUUUUAACGAGAUGGGUUUUACUAGCACGGUUAUUGUUCCUGAUGAGUGUAGUGUUCCUAGCAAUUACAACUCUAAACAAGAUGCUAAGGCUACUAAGAAUAAACAAAAGAAGCAGGAGGAGCCGCCUUUUAACGAGAUGGGUUUUACUAGCACAGUUAUUGUUCCUGAUGAGUGUAGUGUAAGCAAUUACAACUCCAGACAGGAUUCCAAGGCUAAGAAUGAUCAAAAGAAGCAGGAGGACCCGCCUUUUAACGAGAUGGGUUUCACUAGCGAAGUUAUCAUUCCUGAUGAGUGCAGUGUUUCAAAGGUUCCGCCACAGACCAAACAAACUCCUCCUGUGGUGAAACCUGAGGAUGGCCAAGGGAAAACACCAAAAAAAUCGAGGUUUCGUCGUGAAAAGGAAAAGGAAAAGAUCGAUUUGGCGAGCUUUGGGUUUGAUGCAAUGGGCUGUGCGAGCCCUGUCACUGGGAUUGAUGGAUACAGCGUUGAAUACAGCGUGUCUAAGCAGCCACCAUCUUCAACGGAAGACCCUCUUGAUGGCCAAAUGAAAGAUAGUCUCAAGACUCUGGAUGAGAAAAGUUCCUCUUCUGCGUCUAAAGGGAAGGGGUUUAAGCCUCCACCACGGCGCAAACAAGCUUCUCAUGCAGGUGAAUCAAGCAAAGGGAAAACAGUUGUAACAAUCACGGAGAAGGACAUUCAAAGUUCUCUGGUUGAUGAGAUGGGUGUAAUGAGCGAUGGAUACAGUGUGGAAUAUAAUGUGUCUAAGCAGCCACCAUGUUCAAUGCCGUUGGACAAGAAAAAUGCUCUACUAGGAUCAUCAUCUAGUUCUAAUACAAAAGCCUUGGGAAAGAAAGUUAUUUCUGAUUCUUGUGAGGGACUUAAAGCUCAUCAGGAUAUGUGUUCAUCAAGUGAAACCGUCACUAAGUCAUGCCUUAAAGUCUCUGGCUCCAAGAAGCUAAGCCAUUCAGUUACUUGGGCUGAUCAGAGUGACGUCCGUGGUGAUCUUUGUGAGGUUAGAAGCGAUGAUACAGAGGAUGUGAACAGUGUCUCACGCCUUGCAUUAGCAGAAGCAUGCGCUAAGGCGUUGAGCCAAGCUGCUGAAGCUGUUUCUUCAGGAGAUUUAGAUGCAAGUGAUGCUGCUGCAAAAGCUGGAAUCGUUUUGUUGCCAAGCACACAUCAACUUGAUGAAGAAGUUUCCGAGGAGGAAAUGAGUGAAGAGGAGGAGGAGGAGGAGGAGGAAGCAACUCUUCUGAAGUGGCCAAACAAGCCAGGGACGCCAGAUUCUGAUUUGUUCGACCGUGAUCAAUCUUGGUUCGAUGAAACUCCAGAGGGAUUCAAUCUAACUUUAUCACCUUUUGCUAUGAUGUGGGACUCCCUUUUUGGAUGGGUGUCAUCCUCUUCACUGGCGUAUAUCUAUGGGAAAGAUGAGUCUGCUCAUGAGGAGUUCGUGUCAGUUAACGGGAAGGAGUACCCCAGGAGGAUUAGAUUGGGAGAAGGGCUUUCCUCAGAGAUCAAGGAGACGAUUGCUGGAUGUCUUGCCAGAGCUGUGUCUACAGUUGCCACUGUUCUCAAGCUGCCAGUACCUAUAUCCGAGUUAGAAAAGGGACUAGGAAGCUUGUUGGAGACAAUGUCGUUGACAGGGGCAGUUCCGUCUUUUAGGGUUGAACAAUGGCUAGUGGUUGUACUUCUGUUCCUGGACGCGUUGUCUGUGUGCCGGAUCCCUCGGAUUGCACCUUAUUUAUUGAACAGAAACAAGGUGUUGGAAGGAAGUGGGAUUGGUAAUGAAGAGUAUGAGACAAUGAAGGAGAUUCUGUUACCGCUUGGCCGUGUUCCUCAGUUUGCUACACUAUGCGGGGCUUAGACAAAACCCGGUUUAGAGUUUUACUUGGGGAAUAUAAAAGCAACUUUGAAAAAAUGAAAAAAUCAUUCAAAAGCUGGCUGUUAUUUGGCUGAUGGAUUGUUUAGUUGGAAGAGAAUGUGGUAAAAAAAAAAUAAAAAAAUCAGAAGUCAGGCUUGGGUAUGAGUUUGAUAAAAGCGGGGUGAGAGAUGAUGUGUAUAAAAAUGAAAAACUUUUUAAGUCGUGAUUA